This is a messenger RNA of Emys orbicularis (European pond turtle), 1536 nucleotides long. RefSeq names its product neuronal acetylcholine receptor subunit alpha-7-like. The record is from RefSeq and is a predicted model, not a curated record. The transcript has 10 exons. Gene Ontology annotation, cellular component: neuron projection; postsynaptic membrane; plasma membrane. The coding region runs from base 1 to 1536 and encodes 511 amino acids. Gene Ontology annotation, molecular function: acetylcholine-gated monoatomic cation-selective channel activity; acetylcholine binding; acetylcholine receptor activity. Gene Ontology annotation, biological process: signal transduction; synaptic transmission, cholinergic; nervous system process. NCBI's taxonomy places the organism in Eukaryota, Metazoa, Chordata, Testudines, Emydidae.
AUGCUCACUGAGAAGUGUUUGGGAUUUGUUUACUCUGGAUUGUAUCUAUGGGCAUCUUUGUUUCUGUCCUUCUUUAAAGUUUCCCAACAGGGUGAAAACCAAAGGCGUCUGUAUAGAGAACUGUUGAGGAACUACAAUCGCCUUGAACGCCCCGUAGUGAAUGAUUCCCAACCUCUUAUUGUUGAGCUACAACUUUCUUUGCUGCAGAUAAUCGAUGUGGAUGAGAAGAACCAGGUGCUGAUAACGAACGCUUGGCUACAGAUGUACUGGAUUGACGUUUACUUGUCUUGGGAUCAGUAUGCAUACCCAGGAGUCCAGAACUUACGAUUUCCCGCUGACCAGAUAUGGGUGCCAGACAUUCUUCUGUAUAACAGUGCGGAUGAAAGAUUCGAUGCCACGUUUCACACGAAUGUGUUGGUGAAUUAUUCUGGAUCUUGUCAGUACAUUCCUCCAGGCAUUUUGAAGAGCACGUGUUACAUUGACGUCCGCUGGUUCCCUUUCGAUGUGCAAAAAUGCGAUUUGAAAUUUGGUUCAUGGACCCACAAUGGCUGGCUGCUUGAUCUGCAGAUGCUUGAAGCUGAUAUUUCCAAUUACAUAUCAAAUGGAGAAUGGGAUUUAGUGGGUGUCCCAGGGAAGAGGAAUGAGCUGUACUAUGAGUGCUGUAAAGAACCGUAUCCAGAUGUGACAUACACGGUAACCAUGCGCCGGCGCACCCUCUACUACGGCUUGAACUUACUGAUUCCCUGUGUCCUUAUAUCUGGCUUGGCACUGCUUGUUUUCCUGUUGCCUGCUGACUCAGGAGAGAAGAUCUCUUUAGGCAUCACUGUCCUGCUGUCCCUGACCGUGUUCAUGCUGCUUGUGGCGGAGAUCAUGCCUGCCACCUCGGAUUCCGUCCCUCUAAUAGCUCAAUAUUUCGCUAGUAUCAUGGUCAUUGUUGGUCUCUCGGUGGUGGUAACGGUCCUGGUUCUUCAGUUUCAUCAUCACGAUCCACAAGCGGGAAAAAUGCCCCACUGGGUCCGUGUUAUCCUGCUGAAUUGGUGUGCUUGGUUUUUAAGGAUGAAAAAGCCUGGAGAGAACAUAAGGCCCCUCUCUUGCAAAUACAACUAUCCCAAGCACCGUUCAAGCAUCAGUAGCGUUGAGAUGAACGUGUUACCCGGAUACCAAUCUAGCAACGGGAACGUGAUCUAUAGCUACCAUGCCAUGGAAAACCCAUGCUGCCCACAAAACAGUGACUCAGGUAGUAAGGGUGGGAAGGUCGCUUGCUCCUCUACAGAAGAUAUCGAGUUAGUUCAAAAGAAAGCUUUAAUGGAUACUAUCCCAGUGAUUGUCAAAAUCCUGGAAGAAGUUCAGUUCAUUGCAAUGCGCUUCAGAAAACAAGAUGAGGGUGAAGAAGUUUGUAGUGAGUGGAAGUUUGCAGCAGCUGUCAUAGACAGAUUAUGUCUGGUUGCAUUUUCACUCUUUGCAAUCAUCUGUACGUUUACAAUACUGAUGUCUGCUCCAAAUUUUAUAGAAGCUGUUUCAAAGGAUUUUGCAUAA